Alternaria alternata is the source of this 1067-nucleotide messenger RNA. RefSeq lists its product as hypothetical. NCBI's taxonomy places the organism in Eukaryota, Fungi, Ascomycota, Dothideomycetes, Pleosporales, Pleosporaceae. The record is from RefSeq and is a predicted model, not a curated record. The transcript has a single exon. Bases 97 to 972 code for a protein of 291 amino acids.
CCUUACGCGACCAUUUGCUACACAUCCUACCACCUGUUACUGAGCAAGGUUCAGAACACAACCUUGGUAUUCCAAGGUUUGGUUAUGUGCUUACCUAUGUUUCGGCAUCGCCACCGUCGCGAUGGCCAUGCCUCAUCCGGGCCCGAUUAUUAUCUUCCCAUCUUCAAGCAAACGGACCUGAAUGACUACAACCCUAGCACCUAUGAGUGUAAAGCAGUCCCAGCCGACAUCGAAGCCAUCGAAGCCAUACUGUCCUCCCAAACUUCAGACCGUGAAACCAGAGGAAUCCGACAAGGAGAUCUGUUCGAUCACGACGAUCACGAAUUCUACAGCAGACAGAAAGUCCAAGGAUUUCCUCAGCGCGCCUACUCUGAUAAAUUCUUCCAGUCUUCAGAGCAGAAUCCAGAGAAAUGGUGCGAAAUUGGUGUCACGUUUCGCGGACAUGCUUCGGUUGUUAUACACGAUAUUACUGGAGCUGAUACAGACAAACCAAAAAAAUACUUCGAGUAUUUAGGCAUUGCAAAAGAGGAGCCCCAAAGCUCUCGCGUGGGGGACAUCAUACGCCUCCAUCUCGCACGAAGGCGUGGGGAUAACGAAUACGACCUGUGGUUCCACCACCCUCGUACCGACGAAGAGUCCGGCCGGUACUAUUCCGUUUGUCGCAUUCGAACGACAGAUAGGAUGAUCAAAUACAACGCCGGUCUGUCAUUUCCUCGGUACUACAAGAAAGUCACAAGUGACUGCGCUACGUUUGCACACAAUUUCCUUGUCAAGACGCUCAAUUGCGUUUAUGCCGAAGGCCAUAUCGAGAAGAAGAAACUUGAUAGUAUAGUGAAGAAUCUGGUUAAGCAUAAUCAUGUCGCAGAAGGUACUGUAGGGGAGACAGAAGGAGUGUCGCGUCGGAAUAAGGUCCUUGGUGACACUGGUGGGACUCUGCUAGAGAGUGGCGGGACUUUGGUAGGGAGUUCUUGAAUAAUGAAUCGAGAUAGCAAAACCAGUUGCGCUGCUGUAGCUAGGUCGAUUUAUAUUGUGCGAUAGAACAAAAAGAUUGGUACAUGUGUCUGUAC